AUGACUGCACCGUCGCACCAUCACUCUUUGGUGCUGGAACGGUCCACCUGUCAGCACUACUACCACUGUGUGUUGUACGACAUUUUGUUUGACCUCACUGUGCAGGAAAUCGCUGCGCAGGUGGUGCCCAGCAAGGACUCCGAUAUAGUGCAGCGGCUCACAAGCGCUGAUUGCCGCGUUGUCCCGCACCAGCUGCACGUGUACAAGGAACCACUGGAGAAGAAGUUCGGCUAUGUUUCCUUCUUUGUUCACCAGGCACCGCAUUCCUCAACGGACGCCGAUGAUGUUCACCGUCUUGUGUGUGAGUGGAUUGCCGUCGACCUUGCCUCCCAGUUGGCGACGGUGCAAUGCAAGGUGAAGCUCGCCCAGCCGCCAGAGUGUCACUCGUCGGAGCCGUUUCUGAACGCGUUCCGCCUAAAGUGCCCCUUGCUCGACCCCAGGCUGACGGCAGACAGGAAACUCGAGACGUUUGUGCUCGCCCGCGUGCACUUUGGCCAGCACUGCGAUAGUGCGUCGAUCAAUCAGCUGCAUGUCAUGCACGGCGAGAACGCAAAGGUCGCCGCUUCUGCGGGUAGUUGUGGGGCGGAAACGGAAAUGUGCACAGAUGACGGGUCGACGAAUACAGAGGGCGAGCUGGACAUUGGGGCGCACAGCGUGGCUCGCACAGUGCAUGAGCAUGCGUGGAAGUGCGUGGGCACCUUCUCGAUCGCUGCCCUGUCGUCAAAGGAACUCGUAUGGCUCAAGAAGCAGCUCCCUUCCUUUCCGCCGCUGCGCAUUACGAAUGGGGACAUGGACACGGCCCACUGCGAGGAGGCGAAGCUGGCACAGUUUUUUGAGACCUCGCUCGCUCCUCUGUUCACCGUGGAGGAGGUGGCGGGGGUAGCAGACGAAAAUACCGUGAACUCGGCGGCAUAA
Molecule: messenger RNA, 915 nt
Organism: Leishmania mexicana MHOM/GT/2001/U1103
Lineage: Eukaryota; Euglenozoa; Kinetoplastea; Trypanosomatida; Trypanosomatidae
Exons: 1
Coding region: 1-915 (304 amino acids)
Source: RefSeq, a predicted model, not a curated record